CUCAACAUCAACACCAACGUUACGACUUGAUCCUCGCACAAGAGUUUGAGGCUUGAGAAGUGCAGGGGAUUCGAAAGACAUUAUCAGAUCUUUGAAAUCAUGUUCAACGCGCUCAAUCGCUUCAUAUCUCGUCUGGACUCGGAGUCUCCAGCGCAGCCUUCGAACCAUGGCGCAUUUGGUUUCCAGGUCUUGAGAAACAAGAAUCUGGAGCUUGGCAUUGAGCCAUGGUUUGAUUUUAUAGUUGGAAUUAAUGGGCGCAUGAUUGACGAUUCCGACCCUACUCUCUUUGCCCAAGAAGUACGCAACUGCGCUGGUAGCACCGUGACACUGGGUCUAUGGAGUGCGAAGGGGCAACGGACAAGGACAAUGCACAUUCCCGUACCGGCAAGCAACCCAACAUUGGGCCUCACUCUGCAAUGGACAUCCCUUUCAACUGUGUCCAAUAUCUGGCAUAUUCUCGACGUCCCGGCCUCGUCACCCGCCGAUCUUGCAGGCCUUCUGCCAUACAGCGACUACAUUCUUGGGACUCCCGAAGGCGUAUUGCAUGGCGAAGCUGGCCUCGGGGAACUAGUUGAGGAUCAUAUUGGGCGGCCACUGCGCCUAUACGUUUACAACAACGAGUACGAUGUCACAAGAGAAGUCACCAUUCAUCCAAGUAGGGACUGGGGCGGAGAGGGCGCAUUGGGUUGUGUGCUAGGGUACGGAGCAUUGCAUAGACUGCCAGCACCUUUGAGUGAGCCUCUUGCUGAACCAGGAGAAACGUUGUUCGAGACAGAGAAUGCUCGAUUCUCGAACGAAGAGGUCCGGCCCCUUUCUGGUAGGGAAGAUACACCACAAUUCUUUGUCCCUGCAGCAGCAUCGGAGUCGGCAGAUCUCCUAGUUCCAGCUCAGCUUGCAGCCCCACCGACCACAUCAAUAUCGCACAAGAAGGACAGGAAACAUCAUGGCCAUAGUCCGAAUAAGUCUUUUAUGGAUGAUUAUUUCAUGGAGGGAGAGAAGAAAAGCCGAGAGCUAGAUCACGCGCCCAGUGCAAGAAGCACCCCUCCACCACCGCCGAAAUCUGGUCCACCAAAAGCAAGCCCGGUGGGAGAGGCACAUACCGAUGAUAAAGGUGUAGAAUAGAAUUCAUGAUAUUUUGGUUCCAUUUGCUCAGUACACCCGACUAUUAUACAGUUGCGCAAGUUCCUCUCGAGCUGCAU
This is a messenger RNA of Amorphotheca resinae ATCC 22711, 1199 nucleotides long. RefSeq lists its product as hypothetical. Bases 100 to 1122 code for a protein of 340 amino acids. Gene Ontology annotation, biological process: Golgi organization. NCBI's taxonomy places the organism in Eukaryota, Fungi, Ascomycota, Leotiomycetes, Helotiales, Amorphothecaceae. The record is from RefSeq and is a predicted model, not a curated record. Gene Ontology annotation, molecular function: protein binding. The transcript has 3 exons. Gene Ontology annotation, cellular component: Golgi apparatus.